This is a messenger RNA of Homalodisca vitripennis (glassy-winged sharpshooter), 1178 nucleotides long. RefSeq lists its product as uncharacterized. Lineage: Eukaryota; Metazoa; Arthropoda; Insecta; Hemiptera; Cicadellidae. The transcript has 2 exons. The coding region runs from base 15 to 878 and encodes 287 amino acids. The record is from RefSeq and is a predicted model, not a curated record.
GCCCCACCGGUAGAAUGAACUGGGCGCUGUUGGUGUUGACUGUGUUGGCAAGGCGAUGCCUCUGCGCCUAUCAGCAGUAUGAGCAUCAGCAACAGUCUACAGGGUACCGGGGGCCGCCGGUUCUGCCGGUCAUUCUGCCGGGAGGCUUCAUUGCGGACACUGAAGAGGUAGCCAGGGCCAAGGACCUCCACUUCAACGCGUUCGCCCAUGCCGCCAGCUCAGUCAAGGACACGAGAUAUAACGCUGCUGAAGACGUCAAUGCUCGGUACACGCAACCUGUGCGUCAACAGCUUUACACGCCUCAGCAGAGCUACAGCCAGCCGCAGAGACAGCAAGACUACAACGUUCCUCAGCAGUAUACCGGGCCUUCGAGGUCGACAUAUCCAGAGAAGAAUACACAAGUAAUCAAUUACCAGCAGCCUGCCUACUCCUCACAGCCGAGGUAUCAAGGUCCUCCGGUCAUCCCCGUGAUACUGCCCAACGGCUACAUCGCAGAGACUGCCGACGUCGAAGCUGCCAAGGAACAGCACUUCCAACUGGUGGCGAAGGCUCAAGCAGCAGUAGCCAGAGCCCAAGAGAGAGCCAGUUCAAAGAAGUACGGAUACUCAGGGACGUACACUCGAGAGGACGAUGGAGGUCAGGAUUAUGAGGAACCUGAGCAAAACUACAACCAAGUGUACCGUCCUGCCCCUCAGGCACCCUUGUUCAGCCCUCCCCGCAAGCCUUACCAGGGCCCCCCAGUCGUACCCGUGGUGCUACCCUCAGGCCACAUCGCCGACACCGCUGAGGUUGCUGCCGCGAAGAUCUCCCACCUCCAACAGCUCCUGGAUGCCGCCCAGAAGUCUCAGCCCCAACAGCGGUACCACACAUCUGUAUAAGAUGUUGAUCUCAUAUACUUAUGUCGCCUAGCUAUAACAUUGCGCUUAGGUUAUCAAAUUGCGUUUUUUUCUGUGCACCAUUUCAUAAUCUAAUGUUUAAGAUAUAUUAAAUGAGUAUAGUUACCUUGUGAGUUGUACCAAAUAUUAUGUCGUUAAUAUUUGUUAUUAAGUAAUGAUAUUCGCAUUAUUUAGCUUAGGGAUAUUUUUAUACUGCUUUUCUAUUUCUUAGCUGUAAUAAUAUUUAGCUUCUGGAGCAGCAAAUGUAUUGUAUUUUUAGGUUAUUCUGAGCUGUGAUAAAUG